Linum tenue is the source of this 3785-nucleotide messenger RNA. The record is from the annotation of a GenBank genome assembly. NCBI's taxonomy places the organism in Eukaryota, Viridiplantae, Streptophyta, Magnoliopsida, Malpighiales, Linaceae.
AAUUAGUGCUUGGCCAAAUUAGAGUGUUACACCAAAUAUUUUGUACUAAUGGACCAAAAAAAUUCGUGUACUAGAUCAAUGGUCAAAGAACGAUUCAGCAAAAAGCAAACAUAAAAUUGAGCGUACAGGAUAACAAUCACUGCAGCUUGUCAUUUUCCGCUUAUAUUUGCUUCCUUCCUCAGUCUCACUCCUCAGUCCUCACUGACGCACUCACUCCUUUUGUGAGUCGCUGAUUCACUGCUCUUGAAGCGGGACUGCCGAUAAUCGCCGUUGGACGAUCUCCGCGCGAGGCCCUGUCGACAUACUUUUCUCUGUUGCCUUCGCGCGUUCUGAUAAUCACUGCCUGACCUGAGUCUACCUAGCUCGGACGUCUUCACAUUUUCAGGUAUACGAGUGUUUCUGUAUAUUUUCGCUGAUUCUAGGGGUCCGAUUGUCGUAUUUCAUCCUCUUUUGCUUUGUUUCUUCAGAAACCCGUUCUCUAUUCGUCUCUCGCUUUCUCUUUCUGGUUAGGGUUUUAUGUGCUAUGGUCAUUUCAUGAGCUAGUUGUGAGAUAUAGGCGUUAUCUCUCCCUCCUUUGGUGUAAUAGCAUGACAGAUCGGUGGACUUUUCAUGUGUGUACUGAUGCACUGCUGUAUUCCGGUUUGGUUGUUCACAUGCGAACUCGUCCGCGUUGUGUUUUCUUCUUGGGAACAAGUGGGGUACUGUUGUGGAGGAUGGGUUGUUGGUUUUUUCGGGUGGGCAAUGUGCUGCUUACUAUCCUUUGAAGACAAGGAGAAAAAACCUUUGGAAUAGGUCCCUUUGUUGGCUUCCCCGAUGGAGCUGUGACAUCUUUUGUAGGUGAUUUUAGACUCUCAUCACUUGCGAAUAAUCUGGGAAUGUCUUGUUUUGGCACUUGUGUCUUUUGAUCCUCCUUCACUCCUGCCAUAAUUUCCUUGGAAUAUGGCUACAUUGCCUAUUUUCUGCAUUUGCUGCACUUGAGUGGUCAUUCACUUUCUGUGGAGCAGUUGGAACAGUAAACGCUGGCCAGUGGUUGUCUGUCCCUUCUUUGACCAGCCACAGAUAUACUGUGGUGAGUGGCUGGUGGUUGCAUGCAGCAAAAUCAUUGUUUUGAUAUGACUAUUCUUGUUGCACAUUAUUCUUGUGGAUUUGAGACUUUGUCAGAAGCUUUUCUCGGAACUACUUAACUAGUACUUUUGCCCGAUUCCUGUUCUGGGGUUAUAGGAAGAUUUAGUCGCUUGCAAGAUGAGUUCUAGGGGAAAGGGUGGGAAGUCUUUUGCUUCUGGUACAAGUUCUACUCCAUCAAACAAGGGGAAGUCAUCAGAUACAUCCGUUCCCCAGUUGGAGCAGUUGAAUCAAGGUGUAGCAGAUAUUAAACUUGAUUCUCCACAAGGUGAUGGUGCCUGGGAGGUCUAUUCGAAGAAGUCUAACAAGAACAAGGCAGCAAAGUCUUGGGGUACACAAAAUUCUAACUCUCAAUCUUGGGGACAGAUGGAUGGGGGACAGCGAAAUAAUGGUGGAGCAAGAAGGGUGACUGGCAAUGCUUGGCCAAAUCAAGCAGUUGAGUCUUCAAGACCAACUGGCAGAGGAAAUGGAAAGAAUCAGGCAUCCAAUCGGAGCUUGGAGAAUUAUUGGGCUACUCCACAAGCUGCGGUUCCCCCUCCGCUGACGCAUGGUUGGAAUUGGCAAUCAAGGGCUGGCACAGUGAAAGAGUUGGAAGCGUCACCAGAAAAAGAGCAGGAUGAUACCAAUGAGCAAACUGGUGCUGAUGAAGAAGAUGAUGAAGAUGACGGGGUGUUAGAUGAUAGUGACGAUGAGCUUCUUAGUGAUGAUUAUGAUUCUGAUGUUAGUCAGCAGAGCUUCGAAACCCGUAAAAAGAGCCGCUGGUUUAAGAAGUUUUUUGAUAGUUUGGAUAGCCUUAGACUGGAGGAGAUUGCUGAACCAGAAAGACAGUGGCACUGUCCAGCAUGCCAAGGUGGUCCAGGCGCAAUUGACUGGUUCAAAGGUCUGCAGCCCUUGAUGGCUCAUGCUAGAACAAAAGGGGCGAAACGAGUAAAGCUACACAGGGAGCUUGCUGAACUUCUGGAAGAGGAGUUGUCCAGGCGGGGAACUUCUGUUAUUCCAGCUGGUGAAGUUUUUGGCAAAUGGAAAGGGUUGAAGGAGGAAGAGAAAGACUACGAAAUAGUCUGGCCUCCUAUGGUUAUCAUUAUGAACACAAAGCUUGAUAAGGACGACAAUGAAAAGUGGCUGGGCAUGGGCAACCAAGAGCUUCUUGAUUAUUUCAGAUCAUAUGCUGCUGUUAAGGCCAGACAUUCUUAUGGGCCCCAGGGUCACCGUGGCAUGAGCCUCCUCAUCUUCGAGGGCACUUCAAGGGGUUAUUUUGAAGCGGCACGCUUGGACAGGCAUUUUGCUGACCAGGGAACAGAUAGGAACGCGUGGAAUAAUCAAAGGCGAAACUUGUUUUAUCCUGGUGGCAAGAGGCAGCUGUAUGGUUUCAUGGCAACAAAGGAAGAUAUGGACAUCUUCAAUCAGCAUUCUCAUGGUAAGGCAAAGCUGAAGUACGAGAUGAGGUCAUACAACGAGGUGGUGGUGCGAGACUAUAACCAAGUCUGCAAUGAUAAUGAGCAGCUUACAUUUUACAAGACCAAGGUUAUAAAAGAACAGAGGAAUUCCAGAGCUCUUGCUGAAUCUCUUGGCACUGUUAGUGAGAAGCUGCGGAAGACAAUGGAGGAAAACCGUAUCGUAAGAGAAAGAACCCAGAUAUAUCAUGAACAGAACAAAGAAGAGUUGGAUUUCCAAGAAGAGUUCUUCAAGGAUCAACUCAGAAUCAUCCAUGAAGAAAGGAAGGCAAAGGAAGACGACUUUGAGAAUCGACAGCAGGAGGAGCGCAAGAAGGUGAAAGAUCAAAGUUCCCACGGGAAGGAGGAAUACAGAAGCAGGGUGGAUGAGCUCUCAAAGUUCAUUCAGCUUCAGGAGAAAGAGAUGGAGGAGUUUGUGGAUGAGAGGGAGAAGCUUGUGAAACUACACGAGGACAGAAUCGCUGCAAUGAGGCUGAGACACUGGAAGGAAGAAGUUGAUUUGGAGAAAGACUUUGAUUCCCAGCUGGCCAAUCUCAUGAAGAAGUACAGCCCGGAUGGGAACCCCCAAGCAUGAGAUAUGCCUUGGGGUGAGAGGAGAGCGUCCCACGAUUUGGAGCGACAUAGCUAUUAGUAGUAAGUAGUAGUAAAAUCCCAGUUAGGAGCGCAGGUAAGUGGACGGAAGUAGUGGUUGCUUCAUUCCUUUUGUUGAGGGGGAGUGAGCAAGGUAAUGUGCUUGUUUUGAUGAACGGGUAAAAUGACGAACUCGUGGUACCUGUGGCCUUGCUAGUUAUGUUAACGCUUUGUCGAAGCUGGGCGCUUCUCGUUCUCGGUGAUUGCUGCAAUUUGCUUUAGCAAAUACCUUCAGCUGAUAGAUAGGAUCAGUUCAGUCCUUUUCUUUACGAGUAUUGAUCCUUUUUUCCCGGUGCCUUCUUUUGUUGGAUGCAGCUGCACGAGAAGUUGGACAUUUAGCGGGAUGGUUUGGGCUUGAAUUGGUAAACUCGAAAUACAUCGAGUUAAAAGGCUUUAAAACAAUUUGAUGGCAUAGUGGCUAAGGGUGUGAAUGCACAAUGGCACUAAGGCUUGGAAACUAGAAGGAUCGAAUGAACGAGACGAUUAUGCCAUAUAUCAAAAGGAAGAUUAGUAGUGCUAUAGAAAACAUAACAAACAACAUACGGAGAUAGAGAACCAGCCAGGGAAGAAGAAACUUAG